Messenger RNA from Daldinia childiae, 843 nucleotides. Its product is annotated as NADPH-dependent 1-acyldihydroxyacetone phosphate reductase. Bases 1 to 843 code for a protein of 280 amino acids. Gene Ontology annotation, biological process: phosphatidic acid biosynthetic process; triglyceride catabolic process. The record is from RefSeq and is a predicted model, not a curated record. Lineage: Eukaryota; Fungi; Ascomycota; Sordariomycetes; Xylariales; Hypoxylaceae. Gene Ontology annotation, molecular function: acylglycerone-phosphate reductase (NADP+) activity; triacylglycerol lipase activity. Gene Ontology annotation, cellular component: endoplasmic reticulum; lipid droplet. The transcript has 3 exons.
AUGGUAUCCCAACAGCGCAAGACCGCCCUCAUAACAGGCUGCAGCGAAGGCGGCAUCGGCCACGCUCUCGUCAAGGAGUUCCAAGCGCGAGGCCUGCACGUCUUCGCGACGGCACGUUCCGUGUCCAAGAUGAGCUCUCUAGGCUCCUUACCUCACGUCACAUUACUACCGCUAGAUGUCACAUCGAGCGAGUCGCUUGCAGCAGCCGCAGCCGCCGUGUCCGCGGAGACAAGCGGCAAGCUCGACUUCCUCGUCAACAACGCAGGUCAGCAGAUCAUCAUGCCGCUCCUCGACUUCGACAUGGCGCAGGCCAAGGCCAUGUACGAUGUCAACGUCUUCGGCGCUGCUGCUGCUGUCCAGGCCUUUGCGCCUCUACUCAUUGCCGCGAAGGGCACGAUCGUUAACAUGACUUCUAUUACCGGGCUCAUGUACCCGCCAUACAUGAGUUUCUACGCAGGCACCAAGUCCUCCCUAAUCAGCAUCAGCGAGGGCAUGCGUCUAGAACUCAAGCCCUUCGGCGUCAAAGUAGCCACCAUCAUCGUCGGCGCCGUACACACCAACAUCUUCGCUAACGCGCCCGAGCACAAGUUGCCUCCAAACUCGCUGUACAAGGGCGCCGAGAAGGAAAUCGCAGCCCGGGCAACGGGGCAGGAUGUCGGAGAGCGGCUCGGCACGAGGGAAGAUUUCUCGCGCGAGCUCGUCGGCAAGUUGCUGCGCGGCGCCUCGGGCAGGCUGCAUGUUGGUAACAUGUCGACUAUGAUACGUAUUAUGACGACGUGGUUCCCGACUUGUGUAGUAGAUUAUCUUACGGUAGCAAACACGGGGCUCGACCACCUACCCUGA